Enhydra lutris kenyoni (northern sea otter) is the source of this 1816-nucleotide messenger RNA. RefSeq names its product EF-hand calcium binding domain 3. The coding region runs from base 1 to 1710 and encodes 569 amino acids. The transcript has 15 exons. Gene Ontology annotation, molecular function: calcium ion binding. The record is from RefSeq and is a predicted model, not a curated record. NCBI's taxonomy places the organism in Eukaryota, Metazoa, Chordata, Mammalia, Carnivora, Mustelidae.
AUGGGGGUUCAGCUUAAGAAAGAGGACUAUCAGGACUUACUGAACCACCUGCCUAUUGAUGAGAAUAAAAUGGUUGAUUUGAAUGUGGUGAUGGAUGAUGCAAAAGCUUUUACAGCUGAUGGAAAAAUAUAUAAAAACAGGUUGCUAAAAGGCGUGAAGGCCCUCAAUGGUGAUAGAACAGUUGGUCUGAAUGAUGUGAUGGAUGCUAUCAGUGGGUUCAGGGGAGAGGUGAUUGAUAUCCAGGACUUAGACAAAUUUCUAGUAAGUGAGGGGAUCGAGCUCACAGAAGAAGACAUGAAGGAGCUGAUGUCUCAUUUGACUGUUAAUGCAAAAGGGAUGGUGCCACUGCAUAAGUUGAUGAAAACUGGACAUGAUACUAAAGACAGAGUUAUUGACCCCAUGGCAGUUUCUGACAUUAAAGCAAAACUUCAGCUGAAUCCUCUAACUAAAGUACCCAGCUCCCAUGGCAAGAGGGGUAAAGGUUUACCAGGAUCUCUCCCCUGCCAAAGCAAAGAAAAGAAGCUGAAUGCCUCACAAAUGCAAGCCUUCCAAGAUGCCUACAACUUCUUUAACAAGGAUAAAACUGGCUGUAUUGAUUUACAUGGAAUGAUGUGCACUUUAGCUAAGCUGGGAAUGAAUCUAACGAAGCGUGAUGUCUAUAAUGAAUUAAGAUGUGCUGAUAUUGAUCAAGACGGGAAGGUGAAUUUCUCAGAUUUCAUAAAAGUCCUAACAGAUACGAACCGCUUCCUGAAAGCUGUGGUUCCAGAAAAGGAGAAAUGUUUAGAUUUAGCCGGCAACCCAGGGAUCCUGUUGUUUGAAAUCCUAUCAAAGCUUGUAGAGACUUCAGCUUUACCCAGAAGGGCUAUAAUGGAAAUAGUAAGCUAUUUCCAAAGAAAAUUCCAGGAUACCACAUUGGGAAUGCCGUGGAGUCCCUACACUGUGGGUUAUGGGAAAAGGAGAUUGAAGCCAGACAUCAGCACACCUCCAGCCUCAAGCACAGCUGCCUUUGCUAAUGCUGCCCGGAUCUCAAUAAUGAAAGAAAAGGAUUUACUUAAAUUUCUUGAAGAGAUCAAGAGGUGCAGUCCUCCUUCAGAUAGCCCAUAUUCCAAAAUACCCAUCUUUCCAUUGUUUCCUAAUGUGGAUGGGGUGGUGAUGGGAAAGCCAUUCAAAGACAUACAGAAAUUAGAAAUGCUAAGGAGAAGGGAGCCUCUGGAUUUCUUUGAGAACUAUUUUUUCCAUAAAAGAGACUGGAAGACACAGGCUGCAAAUAUAAAGCCUUUCGACCCAGUCUCAGGCUACCCAAAUGACAUCCUCGCCAUUGACCAACUACUCAAGAAGAAGCAGAACUGGACCGUGACCGACGCAGCCGCUAUUAAACAGCAUGUGAAGAGGGCUACAGAGGCCUAUAACUUGGGAAUUGCCCUUGAGCACCGGAAAGACAUGCUAAACCUCUGGCGGAAGAUCCGAGGAGAUCUGAUUGGAAUAGACACUAAAAAUGAGGCCUUUUAUGACACCUUUUCUACCUAUACAUGGUCCUGGAAUGUUUGCCAAGAAUUACUUUCGCGGAAGGACUUAAGGUUAUAUGAUGCCUACAUGAAUAGGAACACCUUCCACAACUCUGUAUCCUCUUCUUCCUCGGGUAUCAGUGAAUGUGACAUAGAGACAGGAAGAAAAAGAAAACGGAAAGGUUCCAGAGGGUUCCGACAAUGAAAUUUCUACAUUUUCUAAACAGCUCAUUGCAAACUACUUUUUCAUAGAUAUCAAAAUUAUGGUUUCUUGCUUUUGUCUAGUACAUUCUUAGCAGCUGGAAAUGUUG